AGCAACGCCAUUGCCCCCCCUGCAAAACGAAAAUCAACGCAGGGAUCAUCAGCGCUGCCUUCAAAACAGCUGAACCCCCCCACAAAAAAAAAAAAAGGAAAAGCACGAAAAGCACAAGCUAAGCCAUGAAGUCCACCGUGGAGAGCAAUGACAUUGUAGAUCCACAAGGAGCUGCCUCACCAGAGGAAAACUCUGUUGGUGGUGAAAUCAUAAAUGAGGAAUUGGCUGAUGCUGAUUUAGAGGAUGCGGAUGCUGCUGCCAAGAAGGUACCAAUAACCAGACGCAGGACCAAUUCGGCUGUUGACCCAAAGAAAGCUAGCUCCCUUUUGGGACAGACACUGGGUACUGAUAAUGAUGGGAAUAAAUCGUCAUCUGGAUAUGGGUGCGAUGGAUGUGCCACACAGAAUCCUCCUCCAAAAGAUCAUGGAAUCAUGGCACUGCCAGAAAUGCAACAAAAUAAUAUUACUGAAACAGAGGAAUUGACUCCGGGUGCAUACCUGUUUGAAGGUGGAGAAUUCAGGACAGCGGUGGAAGCAAACGCUCAUGGCUCAGAUGACUUUGAUUGGGAGGGCUACCGCAACCAGCAACGGACUCACGCCCCUGUACAAACAGCACCUAGCAGAGCUGUUCUGGCUGUAGCCAAUGCUGUGGAAGAAGUGGACCCGCUCAGUCUUCCUCAAGCCAUGCCAUCAGAAGCAAACAGCGACAAUGCCAAACGAGACCAAAAGGAUAAUGGUUGGGUUGCUAUUUGCACUUGUGCCGGGCUUGCUUUAAUGGGAGGGCUUGUGCUUUUGAUUGUAUUCCUUGUAUCAGGCACCGAUCAAUCAACAGCAACCAAUUACCCAGCAGCAGCUUCGUCCAUGGCACCGACCUCACCAAUCUCACUGGAAUCAUAUCUUUCAUCAUUGUUGCCAAAUCACACUGUCAAAGCCAUGGAAGACAAAGACUCGCCACAAUACCAGGCAUUUGAAUGGCUCCUUGAAGAUCCCUAUGUCUAUGGAUAUGCUGAGAAACGGAUUCUUCAGCGACAUGCCCUAAUGUCUUUCUUCUAUGCCACUGCCGGUCCCACUCAAUGGACCAACAAGACUGGCUGGGGAAGCUACAGCUUACACGAAUGUGACUGGUACCAAAAUCAAGACUUUGCUUCAAAGACAAUCCUGCAGAAUUAUUACCCUGGUUUCCUACAAGGCUUUCUGGAGCCUCUACCUGACAGUAGAUGUGAUAAUCAGGGAAUCUACACACAUCUUUGGUUGGAUCAGAACAAUCUUGUGGGUUCUUUUGUUGAAGAAGUUUUUAGCUUGACCUCCCUCAAAACAUUGUCGGCUGGCCUCAAUCCAAUUUAUGGUACAAUUUCCAGCCACAUCGGGCAUAUGAGUGACUUGCAGGGGCUUGCCAUUGCAUCUGCGGGGCUGUCUGGAUCGCUGCCAAGUGAAAUGGGUUAUUUGUCAUCACUGCAAGUCAAUUCCUUGUACGGCAACCAGCUAGAAGGUACCGUGCCAGAAGAGAUCUGGCAACUUACCAACCUUGAAUUCCUUGUGCUUGGCCGCAACAACAAGCUACAAGGUUCAAUUCCUUCAAAGGUGGGGACGUUUGCAAAGCUGAGGUGGCUAUUGUUUGAAGAAUGUGAUCUUUCUGGGCCCCUUCCCACAGAGCUGGGGCAAGCCACAUCCUUGGAAUGGUUGGUCUUGGUGGCUGGAAACCUUUCGGAUACACUUCCAACUGAGCUUGGAUCCCUCCCCAGGCUUUGGUUCCUUUCCUUGUAUGGUAAUCAGCUCGAGGGGACUCUUGCUACAGAGCUUGGCCUUCUCUCUUCACUUGGUGUUGUGGAUCUGAGGUGGAAUUCAUUUUCAGGAACUCUUCCAUCCGAGCUGGGUUUGCUGCCAGUUCUACAAACUCUAUCACUGGAAUCCAAUUUUCUUUCUGGCACAAUUCCGACGGAGCUUGCCAACCUGUCAGAGUUGUAUAUGCUUCCCCUGGCAGAUAAUCGCUUCACUGGUUUCAUUCCGUCUGAAUUUGGGAUGAUGCCAUCGCUGGAAUUGCUCUCUGUGGCAAACAAUUCUCUCAGUGGGACUAUACCACAGGACCUGGCACCCCUACAACGUUCGCUGUACAGUCUCCAUGUUCAAGGGAACUCACUUCUUUCUGGUGUAAUGCCAGACUUGCUUUGUGCCAUCAACAAAACUUGUGUGUUUGAUUGGUUCGAAGAAUGUGAGGGGCCUUAUGGGCUAAUUUUUGAAUGCACUGAGAUGUUGUGUGGUUGUGACUGCCCUUGCUGAGCAAAACUAGAACAAUUCGAAUGUGCUAGCUAGCAAAAACAGAAAUCAAAGAUGCUCUGGGAGCUAACUUUAGCAAGUUUUAAAAUCU
Molecule: messenger RNA, 2364 nt
Organism: Seminavis robusta
Lineage: Eukaryota; Bacillariophyta; Bacillariophyceae; Naviculales; Naviculaceae
Source: the annotation of a GenBank genome assembly